Astrephomene gubernaculifera is the source of this 2053-nucleotide messenger RNA. Lineage: Eukaryota; Viridiplantae; Chlorophyta; Chlorophyceae; Chlamydomonadales; Astrephomenaceae. The record is from the annotation of a GenBank genome assembly.
CAUAAAUUGAAAGAGCUGUUAAACGUGGUUUACUUAUCGAAAGAACAUAUUGAUUAUAUUAUUGCGCGAUACAGUUCUCCAACAGAAAGAUCAAGAAGGCAUGUUACUUCUUCGCUCCAACUUAUUCAUUCAACAUCGCUCCCAGACCUUAAGCCCCGCGGCUGUAACUCAGUCGCGCACUUCUGCUGUAUCGCGACCAACAGCCGGAGCUUCAGAGGUCGGGUCUGCUGGCCGCUCGCUCCUAGCACCCAGCAGCAGCUCCCGGCCCCGAGGCUCAGCACCUCAAGCAGCAGCCGGACCCAGCAGCGGCGAGGCGGUUUCGGAGCCUACCUCUGGCGCCAUGGAGGUCGCAACCCUGGGCGGGGGCUGCUUCUGGUGCAUCGAGGCCUGCUACAACAUGCUGCGAGGGGUGCGGUCAGCUGUCAGUGGCUACGCGGCCGGACACAUCAAGAACCCCACCUACAAGCAGGUGUGCAGUGGAACCACGGGUCACGCGGAGGUCGUACAGAUCACGUAUGAUCCCUCCGUGCUGAGCUACCGGGAGAUCCUGGAGAUCUUCUUCACCAUCCACGACCCCACCACCAAGGACAGGCAGGGUAACGACACGGGUCCGCAAUACCGCUCCAUCAUCCUCACGCACGGCGAGCAACAGCGGCAGGUGGCGCAGCAGGUCAUGCAACAGGUUGAGUCGGAGGGCUGGUGGGGCGCCCCGCUGGUGACGGAGGUGCAGCCGCUGGACCUGUUCUACCCAGCAGAGGACUACCACCAGAACUACUUUGUGCAGAACCCGGGUCAGGGCUACUGCCGGGUGGUGGUGGGUCCCAAGGUGGCCAAGUUCAGAGCCAAGUUUGGCAGCAAGAUGAAGUAAUCCGGGGCGCGGAGGGAGUGCGGGGAGGAGGAGGAGGAGGAGGAGGAGGAGGAGGCCAGGAAGCUGAAGAGAGUCUUACCGUGCAAGUUGUGAGGCGGAGGGCGGGUGGGGACAGUAGCCGCAGCAGGGGCGGCAAGAGGAGCAGCAGCACUGGCGGGUGUAUGAUUGACUGGGUGGGUGUUGAAGCUCACCGAGAAAGAGGAGGGGCUGCAUUCCCCUGGACGGUAGGACCCGGAACCUCAGCUGGAGAGUUGACGCAGUGAUGAGGGGGAGGGAGAGGCGGAGCCGUAGCAUGGGGGGCUCACAGCGGGUAAAAGGAAAUGCAAAUUGACGCAACGGAGUCGCAACGGAGUCCCAGAUGGAUGGGUUUCCGUGCUGAUGGUACAGUUGGAGGUUCAGGGGUUGUAACCAACUAACUGGCAUGCGCGAGGAGGGUCGGUCGCAAGAGUUGUAAUUCGUGGGCGUACGUGCCCCAUGGGUCAACACGGGUACAGCGCCCCUACCCCCCACGGGAGUCUGAGGUCGUACAGGGCCUCCUGGCAGCGUGCUGCGCUUCCAUUCUCUAUCAUUUAACUCAAAACAAGUUCUUGGUAUCACCCUUUUACUCUGGGAAUUCCAAUAUCCCUUUAAAUGCGGUAAAGUCUUGAUGGUUGUGCAAAAAUGAAGGGCGAUGGCAGCAGUGGAUGCGACGGCUCUUCGGCAGCAGCAGCCACAGGACCUGAGUUGCCCAAGGACUAACGCGUCUGCAGGGAUAUAGAUAUCACGAACCCCAACACCACCGUCAGUCCCGUCCUGCCUAUCACUAGAAUCCCCUUGACUCCUCCGCUUGACACCAAUCGCAGCGUUCCUUCUACACACGCGUUUAGCAUGGCUGCUGCAUCAGAGCGGGCUUCACCUGCUGCAGCAGCAGCGCUGCGCUGGGUAACCCAAGCUGCCCACGCAGACAUAGUAUCAGCAACUGCCUUUACAUCGUCAGCUGAUAGGUUGCUAGCCCCCGAUAGUGCUGCGUGGAUGGUCACGAGCGGCGUCGAAACGAUACCAGCUAACGACAGCACCUCACUGCUAUGGGGAGGCAUCGGCGGUGGUGCAGCAGGAGACGCAGCUGGCAUACGCAAAGCCGCCGGACCUCUGUAGCGGUCUUUGGACUCGACAAGAGACCGCAAGGCUUCAGCCUCCCUCCGUCCA